AAUUACUCUCUCAAUUUCCCCUUUAUAAUCUCAUCAAUCAAAAUUGUCUUCAAAUUCUUUGCAAAGAUUAUACUGGGUUUCAUGAUCUGCAACCAAAAUUGAAAAUUUUCUUGAUCUAAGAUUUAAGGUAUCCCGUAUGCGAUUUUGUGAUAAAGUUUUAAGAUUGAUGUGGGUUUUGAGAAUUGGUAGAGAUUUAGGUUGAAAAAGCAAGAAAAAAAGGUUAUUUUUUGUUAGAAUAUGUAAAAGAGAGAUAGAAUGGUUAGGGCUACAUUUAAGAAAAUUGUUUAUCCAUGUUGGAAGCCAUAUUUUGGUGAAGAGGGUAGUCAGAAUAGUGGUACUAAAAAGGGGGAAUUCGGUGGGAUUGUCGAUGGGUUAUGGUGGUAUAAAGAUUAUGGGAAACAUGUUAAUGGUGAAUAUUCGAUAGCGGUGAUUGAAGCUAAUGCUGUGUUGGAGGAUCAAUGUCAACUUGAAUCCGGGUGUUUAAGUGCGGCCGAAUAUGGUCCUCGAGGGACUUUUGUUGGGAUUUAUGAUGGUCAUGGUGGCCCUGAAGCUUCUAGGUUUGUCAAUGACCGGUUGUUCGACAAUAUCAAAAAAUUCACAGCAGAGAGUCAAGAAAUGUCAGCUGACAUUAUACGAAAUGCGUUUCUUGCAACAGAAGAGGAGUUCCUUUCUUUAGUGGAGCAUGAAUGGCAUAGUAAUCCAAAAAUAGCCUCAGUUGGCACAUGCUGUUUGGUGGGUAUCAUAUGCAAUGGAGUACUGUACAUUGCAAAUGCUGGAGAUUCCCGUGCAGUAUUGGCAAGGGAAGAGAAAGUUGCCAAUGCAACCAAAGCUGUCCGAGUUUCAGAAGAACAUAAUGCUAGCUAUGAAUCUGUUAGGGAGGAACUACAAGCAUUGCAUCCAAAUGAUCCUAAUAUUGUACUAUUAAAGCAUAAUGUCUGGCGUGUGAGGGGUCUUAUUCAGAUCUCCAGGUCUAUUGGAGAUGCCUAUCUGAAGAAAGCAGAAUUUAAUAAACCCCCGUUAUUGCAAAAGUUCAGACAGCCUGGAUCUUUCAGCCAGCCGAUUUUAAAAGCCGAACCAGCCAUACUAGUGCAAAAGCUAACCCCUGAAGAUCAGUUUCUUAUUUUUGCCUCGGAUGGUCUGUGGGAGCAUCUUAGUGAUCAAGAAGCUGUUGAUAUAGUCAAAAGUUCUCCACGUGAUGGAAUUGCCAGGACUCUUGUAAAAGCUGCACUUGGUGAAGCAGCAAGGAAACGAGAAUUGAGAUACUCAGACCUGAAGAAAGUAGAUCGAGGAGUAAGAAGACACUUCCACGAUGACAUCACAGUAAUAGUUUUGUUUCUAAACAGCCAGUCACCAACUCGAAGUUCAUCUGGUGGGCCCAUUGUAUCGGUGAAGAGUCCCAUGUCCUCUUAAUUUUUUCAUUAUUUUUUGAUAAAUAAAAAUGAAAGAUUUUGCAGAUGAAGAAAAGCUUUGCUCUUUCAAGUAAAUGUAAUAAAAACACAGUUGAUGAUUAUGUCAAGAAGGUUCUAGUGGGAAAUCGUCUCAUUAGAAGUUCUAAUGAUUGGCGUAUGAAGCUAACUUGCCUUGCAGUUGUGUUCUUGUUGGAUUUUUUUUUUUUCCAUCUCUUGUUUCGGAUUUAAAUGCAGAUGCAUCUCAGUUUUGUUUUUGAUUGAUUGUUUGUGUACUUAAAGACAGAUUUUAUCUGAAUAGACUCCAUGUUAUUUUGCAA
This is a messenger RNA of Erigeron canadensis, 1726 nucleotides long. RefSeq names its product probable protein phosphatase 2C 48. Gene Ontology annotation, molecular function: cation binding; protein serine/threonine phosphatase activity. The coding region runs from base 256 to 1410 and encodes 384 amino acids. The transcript is spliced from 5 exons. The record is from RefSeq and is a predicted model, not a curated record. Lineage: Eukaryota; Viridiplantae; Streptophyta; Magnoliopsida; Asterales; Asteraceae. Gene Ontology annotation, biological process: protein dephosphorylation.